UGGUCUAUCCUUUCUUUCUGGGCUGCUGCUAUUGCCACAAGUGACGCUCACUCCUUCAAGUGGGCCCUCGGUCUGAUCAUCGGUCUUGUCAAUCGACUGAGAGGUCAUGGUGACGAGUUCCUAAAACUCCACAGCAAGGGAGCUGAACUGAACGCCACUGCGCUAGCAACCGAUAAAUUGAACAAGGCCAUGGAACCCGUGCGUGAUUGUGUGCGCGAGAGUCUGAAUAAGCAGGAGAGCCUGCUGAAGGAAAUCCAGACCAACUACGAGUCUGUGUUUGGAAAGACGAAGGCGAAGACUACCAUCGGCACGACCCUGCUCAUGGCUGCAGAGGCUUACAGCCAACUGACUCAGGACUUCACUCAGGGCGUUACCUUCUAUGCCGAUCUAACCGAAAUUCUCCUAAAGUUCCAGAACAAGUGGGGUUUCAUGAUACGGAGUACCUGUCCCGUCUCGGUAAUGUUCCACUCCCUACGUCUAACCAGUUAUAAAAUCCACUCCUCUGUACUCCCGUAG
Messenger RNA from Dibothriocephalus latus, 516 nucleotides. NCBI's taxonomy places the organism in Eukaryota, Metazoa, Platyhelminthes, Cestoda, Diphyllobothriidea, Diphyllobothriidae. The record is from the annotation of a GenBank genome assembly.